UGAAAAAGACUGCGCAAAUAUAAGGCGACCCUGGCAAUAAUCUACAGAAACUAGGAAAAAACUACACACAUCUGCAGGUCAAUAAAAUCUGCGCACGGACAAGUAAACUUAUUUUUAUUUAGAAUCAACAGCAAUGCUUAAAAAAAACUUCUAGAUUAUGUUCUUUCUCCGCUUAACCUCCCAUGAGCGCUGGUUCGAUUCAAAUGAUGUGUUAUUGUGUGUCAUUCCAAGAGAAUCGGAGGUGAACUCUUAUGGAUGUAGGGUAGGGAACAUGUUCUAAGCAGCUUUAGGAACCGCCUGUGUAUUCAGACGAAAUACUCGAAAUGUAUUGGGUGAAACUCGAACAGUAGUAUAUCAAUCUGUUCUCUAUCGUUUUCUCUAUCAGAACUUGUUUUCAUAUUGUUAAACUGAGUUAGCAAACUUUAAUAAUCAUCAAUCAAAGUUACCAAUCGAGGGACACUAUUCCAAUCACCCCGAACCUAUUUAAAGCAAUUUCCAUCUGUUUUGCAGACGUUUUUUUUUCAGCACACGAAGUGGCUCCUGAAUGGCUGCAAUAUAGGUCGAUUUAUUUCAAUUGCAAUUGUUCACAGAUUUCUUUGUGAUUAACGGUAUUUCUUAUAUUCGUAAGACAGCUAGACAAUCAAAGUUUUCGUUUCCAUCAUUGAAAUUGUCGAUAUUGAUCAAAAUGCAGGAGUUAGAGGCCUGUUUUCUUCGACUGAUUAAAAUAGGCGCUACUGCUUAAGCUGUUCCCUACCCUAGUUGUGAUAUUGGCGCUUCCAAAAAAAUAACAUUGAAGCAAAGUUUCAGAUUGGAAUGGUCUGUUUAAAUUUUCUUGCUGUAAAUUUAACUUUUGAUUGAAUCUCAUUUUUGAUAUCGAAAAGAACUUUUUCUCGUUUUGUGGGGGCCCCAAAAAUGGGGGGGGCCCUGGGCCCCCCCUUAAAUCCGGCUCUGCAUUUAUCCGUUAUGAUACCUCCAUCUUUAACCCGACAUUUCAGCUCUCGGCACAAAGCUGGGUCUGCUGUCUUCGUUUCUGUUUGUACCGAUUCACAUUAUUACGGGUCCUUCGCUGCAGUAUUGUUGCCCGCGCUGCAUUCUUCUCGUCUAGAAUCGCUUGGCACUCCUCGUCGAACACAGCACCUUCCGCUGUAUUGUUAAUGGCUGCUUCAACAGUACUCCAGCAGUAAGCUCUCCCUCAUCCGGCCACGCUUAAGGCUUUGCCGGAAUUCAGUAGCGACUUCGGGGAUAUCCUAUUAUAUCGUGGCUGGCGACGGUAGCGGAUGAUGUUGACAACCGAAAGUCUUUGGCGCAUUUUGACCAUCAAUCAGCAUCGACGUUUGCGCCACUGUAGGUUCGAACGUCGAUAAUAUCCGAGGAGUACCUCCAAAAUGUGUUUUGCAAGGAUAUUCUUCGGAAGUAAUUGAAACCAUAAUGUAUUAGAAUCAAUUUGCCCCUUUGGCUGAAGUAUUUUACUCCCUGAUUUCCGGCUUCAGCCUUCAGUCUAGUGUACUUCUCCAGAUCUUAUCAAAGCUACGAUGUCAAUACCAUCGGCAAAGCAAAAAAGCUGAACAGAUCGGAAGGUUGUGAUUGGAAGGUGUGAACUCUCUUGCAAAUGGUGAUAGUCGACGGCAUAGCAUUUGGAAGAGUACUUUGUAGGAUGCGCCCAGCAGCGUGAUUGAGCGGUAGUUGUAGUAACGCGUGUCGUCCUUUUUGUAGAUGGGGCACAUUUACCAUUCACCCCAUGCACAUGUUGACUUGUGGCACGUAGCCUUUGCUGGAACUGUUCAGCUGCUCGUAAAACUUUUGUGUGUCAUUUGCACGGUACAGUUCCUGUAUCGCUUUUUUUGUAUGAUAUGGACCACUGCGACCAUUAUUUUGAUCUUUUGUGGUAAGUCUCCUGUAUCGCUUCACGAACUCGAUCUUUUUGUUUUGUAAGAUUUAGACCACUGCGACCACUUUUUUGAUCUUUUGUGGAACUCGAUCUUCCCGCUGACGCUUCUUUUUCCAGAAGACAGAGUUUUGUCUGUUUGGUGCGCGUCGAACUUCAUGUUCGGCCUCGUGCAGCAUUCUCCUCUUACACUAAGUGUUAACACUCAUCGUCGAAUCAGUUAUUUCUCCUGUCCGGAGCCAUCGUACCCAGUGCCGCUGCAGCAGUACUUCCUAUGAUAGGUCGAGUGCACCUCAAACCAGUUUCAAGAGUACCUGCGCGAAACUGCUCUUCCGUUGGUAGUGUUGCUUCCGGCUACUGCGUGUAUUCCUGUACAACUUCGACGUCUCAUGGUUGCUCGAUAUUUGCUCGCGAUGCACUGUCGGGAGUUUUGAGCGCAUGCAUACUACAACGAGGGGACGGUUCGAAUCUAUAUUCGCAUUGCUAUAAGAAUUUACUGGCGAUUAGAACCUGGUCGAUUUGGUUCUCCACUUGUAAGUCACGUGAUCUCCAGGUGGUUUCUUCGAUGUUUUUAAGGGGUAAAGAAAGUACUUCUGACUACCAUACCGGUCAUCAGUCUGUAGAUUACCUCAAACGCCAAUGAUCGCUCCGCACCUUCUCACUUAGUUAUUGUCGGAUGACAACAUUAACCAGGCAACGCCUAUUAGCUGUGUCCAUGUUUCAGUUGGCAGUCUAUUGAUGUCAACUCACGACAUCGACACCCGAAAAGGCGACUUUGUACUUGGGACCUUGAGUUACAAUUACUUUCUUUCUUGUGAAAUGGGAAGCAUGAUUCCAAAGAUGUUUCACCUCAGAAAUUCAUGUUGUUGAUUUUAACAGCAGCAAUAAAAUUUACAAUCUCAUUAUAAAAGGUGAAAUUUAUUGUGACGCGAGGAAUAUUUUUCCUAUCAAGUUGAAAUUUUUUUUGUCGUUUAUAUUUUCAAUAUAAAUGUUAUACACUACUAAAAUAUUUUAGUGUUUGGCAUGGGCUUAUAAAUUGAAGAGAGAGAAAUUUUGUUGGGACACGUAGAAGAACAAUUUAAUACAUCAGUUGAUUGUAAAAACCUGGGAGCUGUUAGUACUUCUAAUUCUAAAGAAUAACUUUGGAACACCACUUGCACCUAAGAAUCACCGAAAUUGAGCGGUUGUGUAGAACAGACGACCAAAAUGUCAUGGUUUAUUCAGAGUUAACGUAAUACCCACCACAGACCCAAGGUUCAAGUCUACGAUAAAGAUUUAUUACAUUUUUAAAAAGCUCCAGUUGUAUUCUACCUAUAUACCAGUUGUCUAGUGUGUAGGAUUAAUUUCGGUGUACUUUUCUAUUAUGGAAUUAGCGCCAGUAAAAUGUUAAUAUUGAUAAUAAAUCAUAACUGGAACGAACUAGAAACGUGAUUGCAUGUGUAUGACAGUUACAAGAGGCGGUAAUUCUCCAUUAAACUCAAGCAUGAAGUUUGGUCUCUAACUAUCAUGGUCUGAUUACUCCACUUGGCUAUUGCUAUGUGCUGCGAAUUCAGUGUCCUAUUAAAAUAUUCAUUUCCAUACUGCUCCAAAACGUCAUUCGGCCUAAGUAAGGCGUGGAACAGGGAGAAAAAUAAUUAUGCUGCAGUGCAGCGCAGACAACGAGCGUAGGAAUAAGUGGUAUAUUUGCAGAAUGUGUUGGCGCAAAGGGCUUCGAAUAAACAACAGCAAAUGAUAUUUUCCAAUUAAACACAGUGGAAGCGGAUUCGACAGAAUGAGUUUAAAUCUGAAAAUCAUUAGGAAUAUUAGACUACCUUCAUUACAACAUUUUUUUGCGAUUAUCCUAUCUUCUGUAUGCGUGUUUGCAAUCGAAACUCCCGAACCCUCGUCCUUGCUGAGACCUCGUGAUAUCAACCCACAUCCGUAUGAAAAUGCCUACGACGGAGUCAGUAUUUACGAUAAAAACGUUAUUAUCAAUGGCGAGAAGUUUAUGGAAAAUUUGUUCGACCAAGGUCCCAUCCAAUUCCCACGACUGCUGAAUAGUGAAGCGAUGAAUGCAUUAUCUCAUCCAUACGAGAAGUUUGCAUUGAAAGAGCGCUUGGCAAAAACAGAGCGCUAUUCCGGUGCAGACAACUUGAUCGUGAAACCAGCGUACAAGGCGCUGGCCAAGCAUGCUGCACGGGUUUUGAACCGUCAGAUAGCGGAGACAUACGAGGACAACGAAAUCGAUAAUUACAAUGAAGCAACCAACCAAAAAAAGCAUUAUAUCUUUUCGUACUCCGUGAAGGAUGCAGCUUCUGGAGAUGAUUUUUCCCACACGCAACAACAACACGUGGACGGUGCAGUCAAAGGAAGUUACAAAGUACAACUUCCCGAUGGCCGAAUGCAGAUUGUAAAAUACAUAGCCGAUAACAAUGGCUACCGAGCAGAUGUAACAUAUGAAAACGAACACAGCUCUAACACUAUUAAUCACGUAACUGCAAUACCAACGGUAGUGCAGGUUCCGGUAACGGCAGCUCCAGUGGUGUCACCUCUGGUAUCAGCUCAACCGAUUUACAAUUAUUACAAAAAUCUGCAGCGACAGCGCCAACGAUUCGUUCAACAACCUAGUCAUCAAGUUCAACAACCUCAACGGGCGGCCAUUUACUACGCUCAAGCAACUCCAACGCAAAUUCCGGCUCCAUACUAUCCGUCCCAACUACGAGUGAGCGAUGUUAAAAUCCAUAGUUACAACACAGCACCACAUGCCAACUCACUCAUUCAAUCAACCGGUGUCGCCCCAUCAACGGGUACAUACAUCAGUUAUCAACCAUCUGCUAAUCUGGCAUACGUUUCGUCAACUGCCGAUCCUGGCCAAAUACAAUCUAACACGCUUGGCCGAGCCGGACUAAUCCCGGUGGUCGUCACAACAGCACGGCCUGCUCACGGGGUACCACUGUAUCGAGAUAUCAAUAUAACACCACCCAGUGUGCAUCCAACGGCGCGGAGGACCUCAAUAUACGCGCGAAAUCGAGCAGGACCUGCACAAGCAGUUUUCACCCAAGUUGCUCCCGUUCAGAACAGUCAGUCAGGCUUUGAUUACGAAUAUGUGCAAAUUCCUAGCAGCAACCAUGUUUAUAAACGAAAUACGGAUAAGGAUGGAGAAGUUGUGACCGAUGUAUCACAGUCGCCCAAAAAACCGAGUACUUAGCAGGGAAAAAACAAAACCUCUUUGAAUAGCAAAAUUUGAUAGUAACUAAUAUCGGUAAUUAAGAUCGGUAUGCUGCGAAGUACCGACACAUUCACAUUUGCCAUUCUAAUUGUUGUAAAUAGCGUUUUUGGAAAGAAAUUGAAUAAAAAAACAGAUUAAAUUUAGUUGAAUAAAUAUUUUUGCCAUCAUUGUACCCGGGUAUUGCUUGCCUCCACACUUUGAAGUUUUUGCAAGUUGCAAUUGAAACAGGUAGAAGUGAUGUUAAAUACAGAAGUUUGAGCAAAUAAAUUAUGAUCUAUAGAUCUAGAAAAUCUAUAACGAGCGUCUUAGCAGAGUGAUUGAGAUCAAUCAAAGAAAUAGUUAUCGGUUUCCGUUAUACUCUACUAAAUUUUUUGGAAAUAAAUAUUGAAAUUCAGUCCGCAAAUAUAUAUUCCGA
Molecule: messenger RNA, 5508 nt
Organism: Wyeomyia smithii (pitcher-plant mosquito)
Lineage: Eukaryota; Metazoa; Arthropoda; Insecta; Diptera; Culicidae
Exons: 5
Coding region: 3657-5072 (471 amino acids)
Cellular component (GO): extracellular matrix
Source: RefSeq, a predicted model, not a curated record